This is a messenger RNA of Porites evermanni, 3326 nucleotides long. The record is from the annotation of a GenBank genome assembly. Lineage: Eukaryota; Metazoa; Cnidaria; Anthozoa; Scleractinia; Poritidae.
AUGUUCGACACUAUGCGACCCUAUAGGGAUAAAGAUGACAGGGAGGACAGACGACCAGGUAACUAAAGCAUCCAACAGUAAUUCCUGGCAAAUUGUUGGUUUGCACUUGACGUCACGGCGGCCAUUUUGGUACUCAAGAACAAAAACGGUUCUUCCCUCUGAGAAUUAAACUCCAUUUUCACGUGAAUUCUUUGAGAAAAAUUCCAUUCUAUUGAGCACCAAUAUAUCCGCCUUGUCACGUAGAUGCAAACCAAGAAUAGAUAAUUUUGCCUCACGUGGUCGGCAGCUUGGUAAAUUUAGUAAAACAAAAAAGUUUUUACAUGAGAAAAAAGUUCAGUUCGUACACGAUUUUCCUGUACACCAACAUGGCCGCAGUUUUAUUAUUUUGUACACCAAUAUGACCGCCUUAACGUGAUGCCACUCCAGAUAGAACCUUUUUCUUCCUGGAUAUUCUAACCAACCCCAUAAUUUCACAAAGUUAUUAUUUGUGACGUCAUCACUCCUUUUCUAUAUUGCCCAUGCACCUGUUUCAUCCCACAGAAAGAGAUACCAAUGUUUUCCUCUACACCAGUGUAGUUACUAAUAAUUAAUUCAUAUUUCUUGAUGUCGUUCUCGUUUCAAUACCCAACCAGCUGCUACGACCUUUAUAGGAAAAGAGAUAAACAAGCAAAAGAAUAAAGGAUUACUGGCAGCCGCUGUACAGAGUGAGGACGACAAACAAACGGAAUACCCUUCUGAUGACUCCGUUGCAGAAGGUGAGCUGCCUUCAACAGUAACUAAGCAAACGCACUAACACUCUCGGCAUAGUUACGCCCAGUAUAACGAAAAUAUCACUUUCAAAAAUAUCUUUCCAAACCUACACUUGAUAGUUAAAAAAUUGAGGCAUUGCCAUGACAACCUUCAAAAAGUCUAGAUGAUGAUAAUUGGGCUGACAAAAAUGAGCUGACAACAAAUAUCAGCAUAACCACCCGCGAUGGGCCACUAGCUAUCGUGUAGACAGAUUACGGGUACGGGAACGAGGGAAACAGACCGAACGAUGAAAGUCUGUUAGUCUACAGAUAAAUCUAAUAGAGCGAUAAAAAAAAUCAAAACUCACUUGGCCCCUUAUAGCUGUCUUUAAAGGUUAUGUCUAUGCCGUACCGGAUAGCUCAUAGUGCCGACAUGAAAAGAGUUCCGGGACAGUAUGAACGGUAACAAGCCGUUCACACAAAAUAAGGCGCGUCUUUCAUUAUAGGUGCGUCCUAAAUAACACACAAACUACCCCGCAUAAAGAGAAACAAAUAUAGAGCCUGAUCUCAGGUUACGUACAGUACUGCAAUAUGUAACAGAACUUCAGCGUUUCCGUGUAAACGGGUUGCCCGGUUCAAACAAUUGUGCAACUUGUUUUACAACAUUAUUGCUGCAAAACGAGUUGGAAAGCGAAGUUGCACGGUUUACCACCCAGGAAAACAAAGCUUGCAAUAUUAUUUUUUGCAACACAGUUUAGAACAUUCAGCUAGUUUUGCAGCAAUGUUGCAAUCCAGGUUGCAUGUUUUUUGUUGCCCAUUUGACUGUAGCUUGAGACAUUUGUUUUCCCUGCAUGUGCAUGUUAUCAACCAAAGAUGGCUCACGAAAAUCUCUUGAGAUUUACAUAGCUGAGGAACCAGCGGAUCAACAGAAGAGACAUAAAGAUAACAGAAAUACGCAAGCUAGUUACAAAACUAACAAUGCAACGGCUAAAAAGAACGAUAGUAACGCCAAUGGGACUGGAAUUUACCGCAGUAACACUCCUCAAAGGAGUAAGUAUUGGACAGCAAACAACGGGGUGGGUGUAAGGAAAGGUGGCUUGAAAAACUAAUGCUUUGCCCAUAACCCUCUUUUGGUAUAACGAGGAGCUAUUAAAUCUAUCUACGGUUGCCAAUAACCUUAUUCGUCACUUGGACAUCACCAAUGAUACUCCUUGUUUGCACAUUAUCUGUUACCACAUCCAAAGGCAUCAAAGACCAUAAGUUUCUUGAACCUGAGUCAAAUUUAUUCAAAGAGCUGGGCCCGUUCAUUUCAAACGUUAUUUGUCAUAUUUAGUUUCGGAUCUCGACAAAUGAAACUCGUAAUGAUGAUCUUCCGAAUUUAACUGAUACCUAGAAUAAUCAUCAAUAGAUAGGGCUCUUGUUGUAUGAUAACAAAAGGAGAGACUUGCAAUGCAUGUCGCCUGACACGCUGCAGGUCUUUCAUAUAUAAUUAUCAAACGUUCUUUGCUGGUCCUUUUUUUUUCCAAAACAGAUGCAAUAUUUCAAGAGGCACUCACGGCUCACAACAAAUUCAGAUCACUUCAUCACGUCCUCCCUUUACAGUGGAAUGCCACGCUAGCAGAACAAGCGCAGAAUAUAGCAGAGUCUGUAGCCAGUGACCCGUCCACUUUCCAAGGCGAGCCAGCGGGUGAAAACAUCGCACAGAUAUGGCAUGAUCUGCAGAGGGCACCUCUCAAGGCCACUACUAUAUGGUACGGUGAGAAGAAGGCGUACAGCUUCUCCUAUCCAGUUCUCAAUGACAAAGUAAAGCACUUCACACAGAUGAUAUGGAAAGACACCAAUCAGCUAGGCAUGGGGGCAGCGCCAAGCCCCAGCGGUAAGUACGUCAUUGUGGUGGCACUGUACCGUCCCCUGGGAAAUGACAGUCACCGCUUGAGAGACAAUGUUCAAAAGGCCGGGCAACAGCAAGAUGUGUACGCAACAAUAAAGCAAAAGAUUUUUAAACCAAACGGUGAUAAAAAAGACAAUGUCGGUAAAUCAUAACCCAAAGAUGUGCAAGCCACAAGACAGGAAAACAACCACAACAACUUUGAUCGCCGGACCUUACUCUAAGUGCAAACAUAUUACAAAAAUGCCAGUUAUAACACACGUCCAUUAUCAUCAAAGCAUUUGUAUUAAGAAAAACAAAAAACACAGAAAAUGAUGCAGUCUAAGACCCUGUUUACAUGGAAUGGGGGACCCCGGUCUAGUGGGGUAGGUUUCUUUUGUUUUGUGUCCCCCAGAGCGUGAAAACAAAAGAAACCAACCCCACUAGACCGGGGUCACCCACUCCACGUAAACAGGCCCUAACUCUGAUCCCCAUUCCAUCACUGACACUUCCUCGGAUAAGUUUUCGAGCUUUCCGUUAUACCAUGUCACAUUCCAGGUAACGUGUAAAUACCCUUGCUGUUUUCAUGCAUUCAACCAUUCUCCUAACUAUUCUAAACUGCGAUGACGCGAUCUUAUUUCUGCGCGCUUCAAUGACUUUCUCGCAAAAUCAGAAGACCUGUUCGAAGGUCACAAUUAUUCACGCUUGUGCCACCAAUUAAUCGAAAAAAG